GUUAAGGUGAACACAUUUCUAGUUCGUCGUCGUACAUUGAAAAACAGGAAAUUUGGGGGAAUGUCUGAAAUAGAUAAUACUUUUGUAAAACUCCGAGCUCGACUUAGAGAACUUGACAUUAAGCUAUGGCAGGAACCAUAUUACCAUGAGGAUGUGGGCAGCAUUGAGUCUGAAAUGGAUCGUUUGUCGGAACAACUCAGUGGCGAAUUGGGCAUAAGUGUAUCGAAUUGCAAGUGUGCCUUGGUCGAAUUGCAGGACAGUGCCCUGCGUAAGUUGACGGCACGAAAGGAGUUCAAUGAAACUGGGAUGGCCACAUUCAGUGUACGGUGUGUGGACAGCAAAGGUGGCACUGUUCAAAUAAUUGAGAUAAAGUGCUCUCUAAAUGCUUUGGGUCUGGAUUUACAGCAGGAAAUUGCCAAUCGUUUAAAAUUGAGUAAUGCAAGCUAUGUGAAAUGUAUAUCGGCUGGCAAAAUAGUUUCAUCAAACAGCACAUUAAACGAUCAGGGACUAAAUAAUAAUCAACAGCUAAUGGUUAUUAUUGGAAGUAAAGAGAGUACCAAUUCCAGUGAUGGCAAUACGGAACGUGGUUCUGUUCUGUAUGAGCGUAUAGCAAAGAUUAAAGCUGACAUUGAGUCUGUGGUGGAUGCUGAUGGACGUUUUUUCGAAAUGGAAGAUCAAGAUGGCAAUGCCAUCUUCUUGCCACCCAAUGAGAAUCGUUCCCUAUUGAUGGCCAUGGGUCUUUGCGAGAAAGCUCGAGCUGCUAUGCGGCGCGAGAAUUAUGAUGAGGCUUUGCUACUUUUACUUGAAGCGGAUGAGCAUUUUGCCGUAUGUAAUUCACAAUUUUUGGAAUCUGUUGAUAAUUAUGCUUUAUUGAAUUUGGAUAUUGUCUGGUGUUAUUUGUGUUUGAAGAAUGUAACUCAAUUGCCCGAUGCCCAGCGUCGUUUGGAUAUAUGCGAGAGGAAUUUUGAGCGUAGCUAUGGCAAGAAUUUGAAACGAAUUCGUUCAAUACGAGGAUCAAGUUGCCCCGAACGUGCCCUGAUCAUGCGCUUGCAUUUGCUGCAGGGAGUCAUAUUAUUCCAUCAAAAUCGUCGUGAUGAGGCCUAUGAGAAAUUUGAAGAGGCCAGCCAGGCUUUGGCUGAACUAAGAGUCGAUGACGAUCAAUUGACUCGUCUAAUUGAUAUGGGUUACGAUGUGGCCGAUGCUCGUUUGGCAUUACGCUCGUGUUCCGGUGAUGCUGAUCAGGCCAUUCUUUUUAUCAAUAAUCGUCGUGAGAAAUUAAAUACAGCACGAGCAGAUGCUCAAACGGAGAGAUUACAACAAAAUCGUUUAGCCGCAGAUAAUGCAGAUCAAGAUUGGGUUAACCCCCGCAGUGUUUGUCAACUCACUGAUAUGGGCUACGAACGUGGUCUGGUUGUUGAGGCCCUAAAGCGUACCAAAAAUGAUAUUCCUGAUAGUGUGGAUCUCUUACAGUUUCAUGCCGAUGAGUUAGGUGCCGACCUACAAACAACUCCACCAGCCGAUGAGCAGCUUUUAAAUAUUCUACAUCAAUUGGGUUUUCCUAUGGCUUUGGUUCGUAUCGCUCUGGAGACCACACAAAAUGAUAUGAAACGUUCUGUGGAAUUCCUUCUGAAAAGCCAAUCAGACGAAAAUCAAUUACUUCAAGUUAUUGACAACAUGUCACAAACAUUAUCGGGUAACCCUGAUGAUCAGCAGCAGCAACCUACAUCAAGCUCUAAUGCUCGUCCUUUUAUUGAUAUUUCGUCAAGUAAGUUGCAGUUGAUUGAAACAUUUUUAACCAUGGCCAAAUCGGAAUUGGAAUCAUAUAAGGCUUAUACACGUUUUAAUGAGGAUCUAACUAUGAAUGAUAAUGACUAUUUGGAUUUGCCUUUGAUACAAGAAGAACAAAUUUUGAUCGAGUAUAAGAAUCUUUUAGAGCGUUAAAUGCUCUUGAAUAACAAUCUUUCAUUGUUAUUUCUAUGAAAUGAAUAUAUUUUAUAGUUUAACCACA
Messenger RNA from Drosophila willistoni, 2008 nucleotides. Its product is annotated as NEDD8 ultimate buster 1. Gene Ontology annotation, biological process: regulation of ubiquitin-dependent protein catabolic process. NCBI's taxonomy places the organism in Eukaryota, Metazoa, Arthropoda, Insecta, Diptera, Drosophilidae. Bases 61 to 1941 code for a protein of 626 amino acids. The record is from RefSeq and is a predicted model, not a curated record. The transcript has a single exon. Gene Ontology annotation, molecular function: protein binding.